AUGCUUCUCUGUAUUUUUGUUCCAAGUUUUCCAACAGAUGAAGCCAAACAUUUGAACUCAACAACAGUUGGAGAACUACUUCUCCACUCAUAUGAAGAAAGCCUUCAGAUUGUAAAUGCAGCCGCGGUCCACUCCAGGCUACGGCGAAACACUCGCAGGCCUUCAAAAAACCUGUUUACAUUCCAUCGACAAACUGAGGCUGAAACCCUGGAGAGUUCACGAGCUGCAGAGAUCUUUCAAACCACUCUGCAAGUCCUAAAGAGAAAAGCAAGACAAAUACAUACAAGGGAUGUAAUGAGAUCAGGAUUGCUCUCGUGGGAGGAUGUGCAGCUGAUUGCAGAGUUGUCUAAGUGUCCUCCUGCAACCCAUCCAUCCAUCUGUCAGCACAGUCAUCUCAACAAAUACCGUUCAAUAUCUGGCCUCUGCAACAACAGGCAAAAUCCUCUCUGGGGAGCAAGCAACACUCCUUUGGUCAGAUGGCUUCCAGCUGAAUAUGAAGAUGGAGAAAGAGAACCAAAGGGUUGGAACAGAGGACUGCUUUAUAAUGGAUACCAACUUCCCCAGGUAAUCUACAAGAUGCUUACUGGUAAACAGGACUGCAAGCCUUUCUUUCGCUCCCUUGCUGCCUGCUUUGUCAAUUUUCGGUCUGAUAUUAGAGUCACCCUGCAGCGACAGCAGAUGAAUUCAAUCACAUCAUUCAUGGAUGCUUCACAAGUGUAUGGCCACAGCCCAAAACUGGAGAGAAAUCUUCGUGACCUCUCUGGCUGUAAUGGAAAACUUGCUGUCAACAAACAAGUCAAAGAUGUCAAUGGAAGAGCCUACCUCCCGUAUGUCAGCACUCUGCCGUCAUCCUGCCUUCAGCAUCCAGACGGAGAGAGAGUUGAAUGUUUCAGUGCUGGAGACAGUCGAGUCAAUGAGGGUCUGCCUCUGACCAUUUUACACACACUCUGGCUUAGAGAACACAAUCGGAUUGCAGCGGCACUGAAACACAUCAAUGAUCACUGGAGCCCAGAGACUAUAUACCAAGAAACUCGCAAGAUAGUCGGAGCUCUGCACCAGAUUAUAACUAUGAGAGAUUAUAUUCCAAAAAUAAUCGGCACAGAAUCUUUUGAACACUACAUUGGACCCUAUGGGGGAUAUGAUCCAACUACUGACCCUUCAGCCUCCAAUGUGUUUGCCACUGCUGCAUUCAGGUUUGCCCACGCUACCAUCACCCCCAUUAUCAGAAGACUUAAUGAGAGCUUCCAGGAACAUGAGCACUUCCCCUCACUGAAACUGCAAAACACGUUCUUCAGUCCAUGGAUAAUAGUCAAAGGAGGUGGAAUUGAACCAAUUCUGAGGGGUGUAAUUGGAACCGCAGCCCGAACUGUAACUCCGGAUAAGCUGUUGACAGAAGAGGUGACGGAGAGGCUGGUGGUCCUUAACGUUCCAAAACAAAUGGACCUCGCAUCACUGAACCUGCAAAGAGGACGAGAUCACGCUCUUCCAGGAUACAAUGAUUGGAGAGCCUUCUGUGGACUGACAUCAAUUAACACACUUGAUGAUUUCACGAAGGUUAUGAGGGUUUCCAGGAUUGCUAAGAGGAUACUGAAACUAUACAAACAUCUUGAUAAUAUCGAUGUGUGGCUUGGAGGACUGGUGGAAAGUUUUUUGCCAGGCUCAAGAACUGGUCCUCUCUUUGCCUGCCUGAUCGGAAAGCAGAUGAAAGCACUUCGUGAUGGGGAUAGGUUCUGGUGGGAGGCUGAAGGAAUAUUCAGCCAACAAGAGAAGGUUGAGCUUUUAAAAGGGUCUCUGUCUCGGAUUAUCUGUGACAACAGCAACAUAAAGGAAGUCCUUGCUGAUUCUUUUAGGUUCAGGAAAUAUCCCUCUGGUUACAUCCCGUGUGAACAUAUACCAUCAAUGAACUUUGAAGCUUGGAGAGAGAAGAAGAGCCCAGAACUAAGGCGAUGUGGCACUCCACGGGAGAUACAGAAUGGGGAUUUUAUUUUAUCCUCUAUGACUGGCAAACUUGUCGCUCUCUACUCCUGCUACCAUGGUUUCAAGUUAAAGGGUGCUGCUGCAAUUACCUGUGAAGGAAAUCAGUGGAGUGAUCAUCCCCCACAAUGCACAGGACUCAUAAAAGCUGCCAGAGAGUCCACGCCUCAGUAA
Labrus bergylta (ballan wrasse) is the source of this 2148-nucleotide messenger RNA. The record is from RefSeq and is a predicted model, not a curated record. Lineage: Eukaryota; Metazoa; Chordata; Actinopteri; Labriformes; Labridae.